GCGUUUUUGGCGUAGCAGGAUAGCGCUGCCCCCGGUUGAUUAACCGACGCACUUGAACCGAACGCGCCGCCGCUGGCUUGAAACGACGCGAACCGACGACAACCGACGACUUGAACAACGGAGCAGCACGAACGCCAUUCUCGGCGCUGCCACCGAACCACGAUUGUUCCUGUAUACAGAUGAGGAGGCCCGGGUAAGCAGCGAAUGUUAGACGCUUGGGAUCAGCGCGGAGAGACAACCCCCCAACCGACGACUACGUGACGCUGCCCGCCGCAACCCUACCGACCGACAGCCAUCAUGGCGGUUGCUCGCCCCGUGAGGGCGCUGGCGCUGACGGGCGUUGUCCUGUGGUGUUUCUUUGUAUGGCAGCUUUUCAAGCCAACAGGAUCGCCCAAGAGCCCGGCCAGGGUCCCUCUCCUGUCGAGAGAGCGCGAUCCUAAUCUAGACCCCACCGGCGAGCCCGAGGGUGUUCUGACAUAUGCGUCCGGGGAGUACGCACCCGGCCCGGCCGGCACCGCACGCAUCAACGCCACGCUUCUGGCCCUGGUGCGGAACGAAGAGCUUGACGGCAUGCUGCAGUCGAUGCGCGACCUCGAGAGGACAUGGAAUCACAAGUUCAACUACCCUUGGACCUUUUUCAACGACGUCCCGUUCACGGAGGAGUUCAAGCAAAAGACACAGGCUGAGACAAAGGCCGAGUGCAGAUACGAACUGAUCCCCAAGGAGCACUGGGAAGUGCCGUCAUGGAUCAACAACGAUCUGUUCACCGAGUCGAUCAAGAUCCUCAAGGAGAAGGAGGUGCAGUACGCCGACAAGGUGUCGUACCACCAGAUGUGCCGCUGGAACAGCGGCCUCUUCUACAAGCACCCGGCGCUCGAGAAUACGCAGUACUACUGGCGCGUCGAGCCCAAUGUGCACUUCUUCUGCGACGUCGACUACGACGUGUUCCGCUACAUGCGGGACAACAACAAGACGUACGGCUUCACCAUCAACCUGUACGACUCGCCCGAGUCGAUUCCCACCUUGUGGCCCGAGACGGUCAAGUUCAUCAAUGAGCAUCCCGAAUACGUGCACGAGCACAACGCCAUGAACUGGCUGACGGACAAGACGCGCCGUCCGAGCCACAACGAGAAGGCCAACGGGUAUUCGACCUGCCACUUCUGGAGCAAUUUCGAGAUUGCAGACAUGUCCUUCUGGCGGAGCAAGGCGUACGAGGACUACUUUAACCACCUCGACCGGGCUGGCGGCUUCUUCUAUGAGCGCUGGGGCGAUGCUCCCGUGCACAGCAUUGCCCUCGGCCUGUUUGAGGACAAGCAUCGGAUCCAUUGGUUCCGCGACAUUGGCUAUCAACACAUUCCCUUCUUCAACUGCCCGAACUCGCCCAAAUGCAAAGGCUGCGUGACCGGCCGCUUCACCGACGGCGAGGCCUGGCUGCACGACGAAGACUGCCGGCCCCUCUGGUUCAAGUUUGUCGGCAUGGGCUGAGGGUUCCUCGCCGACGUGGAGGUUUGGGGUUAUGUAUGUGUGACAUCGUUGGGUGAGCCGGGACGGUUGUUUUGGACUAGACGCAAAGAGGGGAUGAGGGUGUUUGGCGCAUGCGGUAUCGAUUUAAUUCUCAGGUCGUAUAUAGAGGUCAUGACCCGGUGGGCUGGAUGGAAAAUUGGAAUGUGUGCCCGAUAGAGGACG
This is a messenger RNA of Thermothelomyces thermophilus ATCC 42464, 1686 nucleotides long. RefSeq names its product glycosyltransferase family 15 protein. Lineage: Eukaryota; Fungi; Ascomycota; Sordariomycetes; Sordariales; Chaetomiaceae. The coding region runs from base 298 to 1485 and encodes 395 amino acids. Gene Ontology annotation, cellular component: Golgi apparatus; membrane. The record is from RefSeq and is a predicted model, not a curated record. The transcript is spliced from 4 exons. Gene Ontology annotation, biological process: cell wall mannoprotein biosynthetic process; protein N-linked glycosylation; protein O-linked glycosylation. Gene Ontology annotation, molecular function: alpha-1,2-mannosyltransferase activity.